Molecule: messenger RNA, 2101 nt
Organism: Manihot esculenta (cassava)
Lineage: Eukaryota; Viridiplantae; Streptophyta; Magnoliopsida; Malpighiales; Euphorbiaceae
Product: serine/threonine-protein kinase MHK
Exons: 18
Coding region: 555-1859 (434 amino acids)
Biological process (GO): intracellular signal transduction; protein phosphorylation
Cellular component (GO): nucleus; cytoplasm
Molecular function (GO): protein serine/threonine kinase activity; ATP binding
Source: RefSeq, a predicted model, not a curated record
CUUCUCCUUUGCUUCUUCUGCGGAAUCCCUUCUCAUGGUUUGGCCAGUAAUCUAAUUCUCUCCCUCUCUCCUUCCCUCUCUCCCCCAAAUUCUUUUUCUUUGUUUUUGACGAAAUCUCUUAAGCAUUGGUGAUGCCUAUCUGUUCUUAGAUCUCUGGUGUUUUUUGAUUGAGUCUAUUAGGCAUCAAUGCUCAGCACAAGUUUUUGACAGAUGGGCAUUACUGGAAGAAAAUCUAAAGUGAUAGAUUGACAAGCCAACUUGACUCUCCUUGUACAGAGAUUUAAUAGUGACUGGUUAUUUUAGAUGAUACUAGCUGGUAGCAGCUUGUAGAAGCUGCACUUAAGCAUGUUGAUGAUAUUUUGGCUGCUUUUCAAUCAUCCCUAUGAUGAGAAUUGGGUUCCUGUCAAUGCUGUAUAUAACGAGCUACAGUUUAGCACUAAACCGUAUAAGCAAGCUACUAACUCACACUCUGUUGACAGAGUAGGCACCUCUACUUGGAGGUUCUUAGAAGUCCUUUGACAAAUUUUUUAUUGUCAUCUCAUACAAUUCUAAUAAUGGAAAGAUAUAAAAUUUUGGAAGAGCUUGGUGAUGGUACAUGUGGUAGUGUAUUUAAGGCUAUCCAUAUGGAAACAUACGAAAUUGUUGCCGUGAAGAAGAUGAAGAGAAAGUUCUAUUUCUGGGAAGAGUGCAUGAACUUGAGAGAAGUUAAAGCCCUUCGGAAAAUGAAUCAUCCCAAUAUCAUAAAGCUGAAGGAAGUUGUCAGAGAAAACAAUGAGCUGUUCUUCAUUUUUGAAUACAUGGAAUAUAACCUAUACCAAAUCAUGAGAGAACGAGAAAGGCCUUUUACUGAGGAAGAGAUUCGAAGCUUUAUGUCUCAGGUGCUGCAAGGACUUGCUCACAUGCACAAGAAUGGGUAUUUCCAUAGAGAUCUAAAACCAGAGAAUCUACUGGUGACAAAUGAUGUUCUUAAAAUUGCUGACUUUGGACUGGCUAGAGAAGUUUCAUCAUUGCCUCCUUAUACUGAAUAUGUUUCGACACGGUGGUACCGAGCUCCUGAAGUUUUGUUGCAGUCCUCAACAUACACUCCUGCAAUUGACAUGUGGGCAGUUGGCACAAUAUUAGCUGAGCUAUUCACUUUGUCCCCUAUUUUCCCUGGUGAAAGUGAAAUAGAUCAAUUGUACAAGAUAUGCUGUGUUCUUGGUACACCUGAUUGGACUACAUUUCCUGGUGCAACAAAUGUAUCUCGAUUAAUGAAUAUUUGCUAUUCAGAGAUUUUGCCUGCCAAUCUAUCUGAUGUCAUUCCCAACGCUAGCUUGGAAGCCAUUGAUUUGAUCAUGCGAUUAUGCUCGUGGGACCCAUUAAAGAGGCCAACUGCUGAUCAAUCGCUCCAACAUCCAUUUUUCCAUGUGGGUAUGUGGGUUCCUUAUCCAAUCCGAGAUCCACUUGAACUUAAGCUAAAUAAUAUAGCAGGAGCAAAGCCAAAUCUUGAGUUAAAUCUAUGGGAUUUUGGUGCUGAACCCGAUGACUGUUUUCUUGGCUUGACUUUGGCCGUGAAGCCCAGUAUUUCAAACUUGGAAGCAGUACAUGAUGUUUCUCAAGGCAUGGAAGAGAAUAUUCUGCUUUGCUCAGAUUUCAAAAAUCAUCAAGAACAGUCAGUAUUGUGGUCCUUUAUUUCGCCUGAUCAAAAUGGAAUCCACCCGCCAGUCGAGUCAUCAUUGUCACUGUCAUUCAGUUCAAUUCAGCAUCCAUCAGUUGUUCCACAAUCAUCUGGGUUCCCAAUUACAUCACUACAGCCUAACAUCUUAGAUUGUCCAUUGUUGGCAAUGUCCUCCCCAUUUCAGCAAAGCCACUACCACUGAUCCAUUCUACAACGUUGAUCCAAUAAGGAGGGUGUACAAAUAAUCUGUAAUUUAUAGCACUGCUUGAUUUUGUAAAGUUCCUUUGGCACUUUAAUAGGUUUCAUUCUUGCCUUUUAGCUUUGUAUUGCAGAUAUUAGAAUACGUCUCCUGAAAAGAAUAUGCCAGGAAGAAAAUUUCUAGAGACAAAUUUACGUAGUGGACCCUUUAACUCAAUGUUGCAGAUUUUUUAGAUUUCACCUUAA